CUCGACGAACCGCUGGCCAGUGGCCUGAACUGGCCGUAUAUGUCUGGGAUCUGGACUCCAGUGGAUACGUAUAUGAGAGAGGAGGGGCGCAAGAGCUACUUACUAUGUAGCAGACGCCAGUUGUCGACUCAGGUUGAUUCAUCGAAUGGGCCCGGGAGCUCGAUUUGGACCGUGACACCGGUCCAUAGUCAGCUGUUCGCGCGCCAUGAUUUGUCGGCAAUAUCUGUGCUUUGCUGCUGUGCUGCGUGAGUGAGCGGCGAGCAGACCUGUCUAUGGUGUAAGACAUCAUGCAUGGCCGUUUUUUGUCGACUCGACUCGGAGCCUCCGCUUCGUGGUCACUGGCAAGCUUUAUUCCAGCCACCAGUACUGCCAGGACCAUCCACCUACGGCGCACGCUUGCCGGUGCCAACUCAUCUCGGACCGACCCCAGAACAUUGACUACGGCCUCCCAUAUCAAUGAGCGAACGCAGCUGAAUAGAUCAUACCUAUAUGUACCUGCGGCGUCCGAGCGCAUGCUGCAGAAGUCUCUGGUCAACAGCUCGGACAUCCUCAUCUACGACCUGGAGGACAGUGUCCCGCCUACGAAGACGGACAAGGAGGGAGCGCGAGAGAGACUCGUUCAAUUUCUUCGUUCGAAGCCCCAGACGGAGCUACCGCGCACUGAGCGUAUUGCGAUCCGACUUAACUCGACGAACACGCCGUUUUUCGAGGAUGACCUUGCCGCUGCUCUGCAAGUGCCGUCCAUCCGGACCCUCGUUCUCCCAAAGGUCCACUCCGUCCAGGACCUCGACCAUGUUUCCCGUAUGAUCUACUCACACUCACAACUCAAGACCGCGCGUAACCCGGCGGAGCAGCCGCUGCGGCUCGUCGCGAGCAUCGAGAGUGCAAGGGCUCUCGUCAACCUCGGGACGAUUGCGAGCUGGCGGUCUGAAUUCGGACCGUCUCUCCAGGUCUCGCUAUCAGCCCUACUGUUCGCGGCUGAGGACUACUGUGCGGACACGUCAAUCAUUCGCACGAAGUCCCGUCAGGAACUCCUAUACACUCGGUCUCAAAUCGCCAUCACGUCCAAGGCCUUUGGGUUGGAUGCGAUUGACAUGGUCUGCGUGAACUACAAGGACCUCGACUACUUGAAAGAGGAAUGCGAAGAUGGGAGGCGUCUCGGCUUCAACGGCAAGCAAGCGAUACACCCUACGCAAGUAGAUAUCAUUCAGUCCACAUUCGUGCCCACAGAACAGGAGAUACUGCGUGCGGCCAGGAUCGUGAAGAAGAUGGAACAAGCACAUGGUGCACAGAGGGGAGCAAUCGGGCUCGAGCUCGAGGGUGGUGGCAAAGAGAUGAUCGACGCGCCCAUGCUCAAGCAGGCGGAGAACACUGUACGCAUAGCAAGAGCAGCUGGGCUACCUAUUCCGGACGUUCAGUGAAUAGGUGUCCUAUAUCAUAAAAGCUGACUAGUGUACAUGCUGCAGAGUUUCCCGUCAAUGAUCCACUUGUUCGACACGCUAGAUGCGUCGGAACAUCGACCACUCAGUCAUUCCAAGCGUCAUCCCACCCGUGCGCGCUGAAGUCCCACUUGCCCGCGGGCUGCCCAUGCGUGACCCAACCGAGGGUAUCCAUCACGACCCCUGCCGC
Messenger RNA from Rhodofomes roseus, 1629 nucleotides. RefSeq names its product citrate lyase beta subunit. Gene Ontology annotation, biological process: oxaloacetate metabolic process. The transcript has 11 exons. The record is from RefSeq and is a predicted model, not a curated record. NCBI's taxonomy places the organism in Eukaryota, Fungi, Basidiomycota, Agaricomycetes, Polyporales, Fomitopsidaceae. Bases 288 to 1421 code for a protein of 377 amino acids. Gene Ontology annotation, molecular function: catalytic activity; magnesium ion binding.